AUGACUGAUGAGAGGAGAUCAGCCAUUAACAAAAUCAUAAACCUGAACAAACCAAAACUUUCAGGGACACAAAACACAGACAUAGGAUUGCUUAUAGCCCCAGAAGAAGUGGAGGAAGCAAUCAAACUAAGCCAUACAAACAAAGCGCCGGGAAAAGACGGACUCAUUUACGAGCUAUGGAAAUUGUGGAAGCGCCCCAGCGCCGACGAUAAGGACAAGGAUCCUGACGUUCCAUUGAUGCUCACCAAAGUCUUCAAUGACAUACAAAACUUCGGUAUGGAGGAUAAAAGCUUCAACGAAGGACUCAUGUUUCUUCUAUACAAAAAGAAGGAAAAAACCAAGAUCGAAAAUUACAGACCCAUCACUCUGCUUAACACAGACUACAAAAUC
Molecule: messenger RNA, 390 nt
Organism: Epithele typhae
Lineage: Eukaryota; Fungi; Basidiomycota; Agaricomycetes; Polyporales; Epitheliaceae
Exons: 1
Source: RefSeq, a predicted model, not a curated record